GGAAGGACCGUGGAAGUUGUUUUUCUCUCGCACGGGCCGGGCUGUCUGGGCGGUCGGUGGUGUGAGCACGUGAAGAACCGUCUGCCCAGCCGCUGCGGGUCACGCUCCGCCAGUGCAUACAAGGGAACCGAGUCCCGGGGCUGUCGAGUGUGACCCCCAGGCAGCUGACCAGCCCCAGGACAUCCGCGCGCCCCUCGCUCGGGAGGCUCCACGCUGUCCUGUGCAUGCUAAGUGCAGUUUGUACUAAGUCCCGCAAUGACCUUUCCAGGGGCAAAAUAGUAUCCCAUAGGGUGCAGGUGGUUACGGGCAAACGUGCCAGCAGCCGCGGUCCUCACGGGCACCCCGAGCUGACCUUGCCACCCAGGUGGCCUGGCGCCUUCGCAGCACAGGAACCCGAGGCGGCCGGGGAGGGGAGGAGCUGGUGGCUCGGGGCGCUGCGGGGGCAGGAAGAGCUCGGAGAGGAAGGGGUGACCCCCCCACUUGGGAGGGGCCCCCAGCGGGUUGCUGAGGCUGUGAGGAGGAAGUGGGAGGAGGAGCUCGAAGCCCGUGGCCUGGAGGGUCUCGGCACCAUGGCCCGGGCCCUGGGGGAGGAGCUGCUGCAGGCUUCCGAGCUGCAGGAGGACUCCAGCUCCCUGGGGUCCGACUCCGAGCUGAGUGGGCCCGGCCCAUAUCGCCAGGCUGACCGCUAUGGCUUCAUUGGGGGCAGCUCGGCAGAGGAACCCGGGAUGGGCCAGCCCCCCGCAGGCCUGAUCCGGCAGCGGGAGAUGCAGUGGGUGGAGCUGACGCAGCACUGGGAGAAGACCAUGUCCCGGCGGUACAAGAAGGUGAAGCUACAGUGUCGCAAGGGCAUCCCCUCGGCCCUGCGGGCGCGCUGCUGGCCCCUGCUGUGCGGGGCCCACGCGUGUCAGAACAGCAACCCCGGCACCUACCAGGAGCUGGCAGAGGCCCCCGGAGACCCGCAGUGGCUGGAGACCAUUGGCAGGGACCUGCACCGCCAGUUCCCCCUGCACGAGAUGUUUGUGUCCCCCCAGGGUCAUGGGCAGCAGGGGCUCCUGCAGGUGCUCAAGGCCUACACCCUGUACCGGCCCGACCAGGGCUACUGCCAAGCCCAGGGCCCCGUGGCCGCCGUGCUGCUCAUGCACCUGCCCCCGGAGGAGGCCUUCUGGUGCCUGGUGCAGAUCUGUGAGGUCUACCUCCCCGGCUACUACGGGCCCCACAUGGAGGCCGUGCGGCUGGACGCCGAGGUGUUCGCAUCCCUGCUGCGGCGGCUGCUCCCGCGCGUGCACAAGCACCUGCAGCAGGUGGGCGUGGGGCCCCUGCUGUACCUGCCCGAGUGGUUCCUGUGCCUCUUCGCUCGCUCGCUGCCCUUCCCCACGGUGCUGCGCGUCUGGGACACCUUCCUCAGCGAGGGAGUCAAGGUGCUGUUCCGCGUGGGGCUGACGCUGGUGCGCCUGGCCCUGGGCACCGCAGAGCAGCGCGCCGCCUGUCCUGGGCUCCUGGAGACCCUGGGCGCCCUGAGGGCCAUCCCUGCUUCGCAGCUGCAGGAGGAGGGCUUCAUGUCGCAGGUGCACAGCGUGGCCCUGUCCGAGAGGGCCCUGCAGCGGGAGAUCCGGGUCCAGCUGGCCCAGCUGUCAGACGCAGCACCAGGGCCAUCGCCACAGCCACAGGCCCGUCUUCCAGGAGCCCAGGCCAUCUUUGAGGCCCAGCAGCUGGCCGGGGCGCAAGGAGGCAGCAAGCCGGAGGUGCCCCAAAUCGUGGUGCAGCCCCCAGAGGAGUCCCUGCCCCCACGGCGCAAACCUCAGACCCGCGGCAAGACCUUCCAUGGGCUCCUGACUCGGGCCCGGGGCCCACCCCUCGAGGGUCCCCCCAGGCCCCACCGAGGCUCUGCCUCCUUCCUGGACACCCGCUUCUGAAGAUGCCGCCCACCAGCGCCAGCGCCAAGCUCCUGAACAGCCGAUGCCGGCCCCACAGACAGGCGCCACACUUGGCCUCUGGUGACUCAGUUUCCUUCCCGGCAAGGGUCCGGCGGUGGAGGAGGGGCCGUCACACACAGGAAGAGAGCUGGCCCCAAUGGGAGCCCAGGCUGGCUCCCCACCGCCGGAGCUGUCCUGGUGCCCAGGCCUUUGCCAGGAUCGAAGCCAGCGCCGAGGGAGUUGGGGUGAGCGGCUGGCUGGG
Molecule: messenger RNA, 2175 nt
Organism: Lepus europaeus (European hare)
Lineage: Eukaryota; Metazoa; Chordata; Mammalia; Lagomorpha; Leporidae
Gene: TBC1D10C
Product: TBC1 domain family member 10C
Exons: 10
Coding region: 225-1913 (562 amino acids)
Source: RefSeq, a predicted model, not a curated record